Boleophthalmus pectinirostris (great blue-spotted mudskipper) is the source of this 1144-nucleotide messenger RNA. It is a transcript of the gene jmjd7, whose product is annotated as jumonji domain containing 7. NCBI's taxonomy places the organism in Eukaryota, Metazoa, Chordata, Actinopteri, Gobiiformes, Gobiidae. Bases 97 to 1062 code for a protein of 321 amino acids. The record is from RefSeq and is a predicted model, not a curated record. The transcript has 9 exons. Gene Ontology annotation, molecular function: 2-oxoglutarate-dependent dioxygenase activity.
UCCGUGCAUGUAAACACAGGCGCGUGUUUCCGUCUCUUCAGAAGUUCAUUUUUGAUCAUUUAUGGAUUUUUACGAACAACGCGACUCACGUGAUCGAUGAGUGACGUCACCAGGAUGCAGCACGUGCGGGGGAGACUGGAGGAGUGUGCACGCGAGGCGCACGAGCUGUACCUGCACAGGUGUGUUCCGUACCUGGACGGGGCUCCUGAUCCUCUGGAGUUCUACAGAUCCUGGAUCAGUCCAAACAGACCGUGUGUGAUCAGGAAUAGUGUCGAGCACUGGAGCGCCCCCAGACUCUGGACCUGCGACUACCUCAGACAGAAGGUGGGGCAGAGGCAGAUCUCCGUCUCUGUGACUCCAAACGGUUUUGCCGACGCGGUGAACGGCGAACGCUUCAUGAUGCCCGAAGAACGACGCAUGAGUCUGAACCACGUCCUGGACAUCAUCGAGGGAAAGGUGGAUAAACCCGGGGGCUCAGGUGUGUUCUACGUGCAGAAGCAGUGUUCAAAUCUCCUGGAGGAGCUGCCGGAGCUCACCUCAGACCUGGAGCCUCAUGUGGCCUGGAUGAGCACUGCACUCGGGAAGAUGCCCGACGCGGUGAACUUCUGGCUCGGAGAAGAGAACGCCGUGACCUCCAUGCACAAAGAUCACUAUGAGAACUUGUACUGUGUGAUUUCUGGAGAGAAGCACUUCCUGCUGCUGCCCCCGACCGACCGGCCCUUCAUCCCCUACGGUCUGUUUCAGCCUGCUGUGUAUCAUCAGCGAGAGGACGGAGAGUUCGAGAUCAUCGACCAAGAAGGACAAGAGAAGGUUCCGUGGAUCCCGUUGGACCCUCUGGACCCGGACCUGACCCGGUUCCCGGAGUUCGGGUCGGCGAGUCCGCUCCAGGUGACGGUUCGUGCCGGGGAGGUGCUGUACCUGCCCUCGCUCUGGUUCCACCACGUCAGACAGAGCCACGGCGCCAUCGCAGUGAACUUCUGGUACGACAUGGAGUACGACCUCAGAUACAACUACUACCAGCUGAUGGACCGGCUCAGUGACAUCACGCUGACGUCAUUGUGACAUCACACCUCCGACGACCGUAUAAGGACGUCCUGUGUGUAAAUGUUUGUACAAUAAAAGAUUUUUAUCAAACUGAAAAAAA